AUGGCGUACUACAAUCCUCAGCAACAACAGCCGUAUGGCAAUGCGCAAAACCUACAGUUCUACUCUUCCUCAUACUCGAACCAACCCGUGUCUGGCACGUCGACACCCUUCCAGGCAUUCAACGGCGGCGCGCAAACAUCAGCAUACCCUUCGAGUUAUGGCGCAGGCUUUGGUGGUCAGCCUACUGUGUCUGGACGUAUGGGCGAACAAGGAGGCUUGACAAUGGGAUGGCUAGCGGCCUUUGGUACUGAGGGAUACCCCGGAGAGCCGCCAUUGUUGGAAGAGUUGGGUGUCAACUUUGGACACAUCAAGACAAAGUCUGGCAAGCUUCAUUUCGGGUACAUCUACGGUCUCGCCGCUCUGGGCAGCAUCUCGCUCCAUUGGAUCCUGUCGCUCAUGUCACCUCCCCUUUCGCCCGCCGAAUCUGCAGCGCAGCAGCAAGACUCGUCGUCUGCACACGGUGGACACUUCUCAGCGACUCUGACCAUCUGGCGCUCGGCAUCCGUCCUAGGCUACUGCCUUCUCCCUCUCGUCUUGACCUCCUUCGUCGGCAUUGCGCUUCCUCUAGAUGGACUAUUGGGCUACAUUCUGACGAGCUUGGCGAUUUCAUGGUGCACAUACAGCAGCAGUGCCAUGUUCUGCGCUGUGGGAAGAAUGACUGGCAUGCGAGGAUUGGUUGCAUACCCUUUGGCUCUUUUCUACGUCGGCUUUGGCAUCAUGGCCAUUUUCUCAAGCAGAGGCACUGGCACUAUCACCAGCAACCUCAAGGCUGGUGCUUAG
Aureobasidium musti is the source of this 780-nucleotide messenger RNA. The record is from the annotation of a GenBank genome assembly. NCBI's taxonomy places the organism in Eukaryota, Fungi, Ascomycota, Dothideomycetes, Dothideales, Saccotheciaceae.